This is a messenger RNA of Prorocentrum cordatum, 505 nucleotides long. The record is from the annotation of a GenBank genome assembly. NCBI's taxonomy places the organism in Eukaryota, Dinophyceae, Prorocentrales, Prorocentraceae.
GCGCAUCGAAUCGGAGGUCGCUGAGCGUGCCUGCCGCGGCAGCUCCGUGCCCGAACGCCCGUGGGAGGCGGUGGCCAUGGAAAGUGCCAAGUCCGACGCGGGGCCGUAUGCCAAUUGGUGGUACGAGCUCGUGGGCGCCCCGGCGGAGCCGGCGGCGGCCCUCGCGGGCGCCUCUGAUUCGGCGCUGGCGCCGCAGUGGGCCAGGACCAAGCACGAGAAGCAGGGUUCAGCGAGCACGGGGCGGCGGAAGGACGGCUGGUUCCUCCGCGCGGACGGCGAGGAGCCCUGCUCCUCCUGGAGUCGCCACGCUUCCGAGGGCGAGCCGGGGUCUUGCCCGCAGGGCCGCGCCCGCAGGUGCGAGUGGCGCGCGGGAGAGUACAGGUCGACCGACGACUCCUGCCAGGCCCCAGGCAGGCCCGAACGUUGGAGGCUCAAGGGCGGUCGAGUGCCGGUCCUGCCCGCGCUGGAGGGCCGGCUGGUUGGGAGCUCGGGUCUCCCCGCGCCG